AUGGCUCCAUCAAGUAGGCCCAUAAGAAUAGCUGGCUGCUCCGGCUCAGCUAGCGACCGCCGCCAUGCCAUGGCGAUGCUCGCCGCCAACUGUGCCCACGACCCCAUCGACGUGAUCAUCGGGGAUUGGAUGUCAGAAGGGAACAUGACAGGGCGCGCGGCUCUGAAAGCCGAUGCCAUGCCCGCGUACGAGCCCACAUUCCUGGAGUCCCUAGAACCAGCACUCCUAGACAUAGCCAAGCACAAGAUCAAAGUCGCCGUCAAUGCUGGUGCUUCAGACACGCAGCUCCUCCACUCUGUCGUCAUGGAGAUGGUGAAGUCUAGGAAUCUGGACUUGAAAGUUGCGUGGAUUUCUGGCGAUGAAGUUCUUCCCGCCGUUCUUGACGCGAAAAGACGGAAAGAAUCUCUAUUCGAGAAUAUCUGCACUGGCGAGGUGCUAGAGGAAUGGAGCUUCGAACCGCUGUACGCCCAAGCAUACCUCGGCGGCCUAGGCAUCGCCGCCGCCUUUGCUAGAGGCGCUGAUAUUGUAAUCUGCGGGCGUGUCUCGGAUGCCUCGCCUGUGAUAGGAGCGGCGUAUUGGUGGCACGGUUGGCAGAGAUCUGAUCUUGAGUUUCUCGCCAACGCAUUUGUGGCUGGACAUCUGAUAGAGUGCUCGAGCUACGUCUGCGGUGGCAAUUUCACAGGGUUCAAGGCCCUAGAAAGCAAAGGAUGGGACGAUAUCGGGUAUCCCAUAGCCGAGAUAUCAGCAUCGGGAGCCGUGUUUUGA
Messenger RNA from Mytilinidion resinicola, 765 nucleotides. Its product is annotated as DUF1446-domain-containing protein. Lineage: Eukaryota; Fungi; Ascomycota; Dothideomycetes; Mytilinidiales; Mytilinidiaceae. The coding region runs from base 1 to 765 and encodes 254 amino acids. The record is from RefSeq and is a predicted model, not a curated record. The transcript is spliced from 3 exons.